Molecule: messenger RNA, 1677 nt
Organism: Saprolegnia parasitica CBS 223.65
Lineage: Eukaryota; Oomycota; Saprolegniomycetes; Saprolegniales; Saprolegniaceae
Exons: 1
Coding region: 1-1677 (558 amino acids)
Source: RefSeq, a predicted model, not a curated record
AUGCAGUUCUCGCCCAAGCUCGAGGACCCGAUCCUUGCCCACGAAGACCAACCCACGCCGCGCCGCCGCACCAAGCUGCGCUGGAUCGUCGGCGCCGUCGUGUUCUGCGGCGUCGUCUGCGCGUCGGUUGGCGCCCUCGUCGUGUACACGCACAAGGUGCGCAACAACGCCGCUGCCAUCACGACCAAUUUGCAGCAAGCACCCGGUCUCCUCGUCACGCUCACCGCCAAGCGCGCGAGCAUGGACUUCAACGGCCAGACGUCGGCCCAAGUGUAUGUGAUUCCGCACACGGCGAGCGCUACGGGGGCCGUGUCGUUUGACGCAUUCUUGUCGCAUGUGGGCGCCAACACGACGCAAAACUACGUGCUUUUGGGCGGCCGCGCGUACACGUCGACGGUCCAGAACGGGGUGGUGGUCGCGGCGCAAUGCCUCACCGCGUCGCAAGUGCCGCCGCUUCAAACUAUCCAGUCAGUGCUAUCGCAAGCCAAGGUCAUCGAUACGGUGUCGGGUACGAUCACGGCGCCGAAUUGCAACGAUGGCCAGCUCUUGCACCUCCAAUUUGCGGGCGAGUCGUUCGUUUUCUGCAACUCGCCCGAGAACAAGCUCACGCACGCGACGGGAAGCGACUUGGACCUUACGGUCGAGUACCUCGCGGACCCGACGGCAAUCCCUGACUUUGACGUACCUCAAGUCCCGGGCGCGGCUCCGCUCAGCUGCCCCGUCGUCGUGACCCCUUCGGCCGUGGCCACAGAGUCGGCGACGCUCGCCGAGUCGACGGCGGCUGUGUGGGAUGUCGUCAAGGGCAACGUUCGGACGGUCGAGCUCUUUGACACUGCGUGUGGCUGCAAGGGGCCUAAGAAACCGUGCUUAUUUGUGCAUGGUCUUGGCAACUUUUUCGACGCGCCGCUCUCGUCGACCGACUUGCUCUACUGGGGCUUUGCGCACCAGCACGCCCCCUGCUGCAGCUCCAUCAAGUUUACACACUUUGAGACGAUCCACAACGGCUGGGACCAACCGCGCGUUCAAAAGCAGUUUUGCGACGCGGCCCUCGCGACGAGCAACUCCAAGACGCAGACCGUGGGGAGCUUGAUCUUGAUUACGCACUCGAUGGGCAACUUGAUUGUGGGUGGUGCCGUCUCGGCGGGUGUCUGCAACCUCUCGAGCCAGGUGUCGUGGCUCUCGGUGAACGGUCCAAUGAUGGGCAGUGCCGCGGCCAACUUGCUCGAGAACAAGUGUCGGUCGAACUCGUGGGUUGACAUUCCGCUCAAGGGCGCCGCGUCACUGAUCGGGUUUUGCCCUGCGCCGGAGGCUUUUCUGAGCCUGAAGCAGCAAUCUACGGUGGACGCCGCGCUCCAAGCCAAGUAUGUCAAGGCACAAGCGGUGCGCAAGCAGUACGCGACCAAAACCAUGUGCGGCGUCAGCUCGUGGGGCCUCAACACGGUUUACGCUCCCGUCAUGUUUGUCGUGGCCCAAAUGGCCCAGUACGCUUCGUCUCAGAACGACGGUAUGGUCGAGUACUCGAGCUGCAACGUCGGUCUCAGCGGCUUCUCGAGCGACCCGACAGCGUCGGGCAACUACGUCGCAAGCAUCAACCACGCCGACGCGACCUUCCGCAACGGCGACGGGUGGUGGGGCAGCGACCGCAAGCCCGUCAAGUGGCUCGAAUGUGCCCUCUAG